Pestalotiopsis fici W106-1 is the source of this 1476-nucleotide messenger RNA. RefSeq lists its product as uncharacterized. The record is from RefSeq and is a predicted model, not a curated record. Bases 1 to 1476 code for a protein of 491 amino acids. Lineage: Eukaryota; Fungi; Ascomycota; Sordariomycetes; Amphisphaeriales; Sporocadaceae. The transcript is spliced from 4 exons. Gene Ontology annotation, molecular function: flavin adenine dinucleotide binding; N,N-dimethylaniline monooxygenase activity; NADP binding.
AUGACGCGCCAAUAUCGUCGUGUUGCAGUCAUAGGAGCCGGUCCUGCUGGCGCCAUUGCCACGGAUGCUCUUGCAAAAGAGCAGGCUUUUGACACGAUUCGUGUUUUCGACCGCCGCAGCGGCAUAGGGGGCACUUGGAUCCAUACACCGCAUCUGCCGGCCUCGAUUCCCUCCUUGGAGGAGAUCCUGAAUGGAACUGCAGACAAGACGAUUGUCGUUCCAGAGAUUCUGCCGACAGUCACUCCGGUGUCUGAGGAAGUCAACAGCCACCAGCUCCGGUUCUCGGACACGGCCAUCCAUGAAAACUUGCACAGUAACAUUACGCCCGAGAUCAUGUCGUUUUCCACCUACCCCUUUCCUGAUACUCUAUCUCCUCGCACUCUAAAGGAAUACGGGCCUCAGGCACCCUUUCGCCACCACACAAUUAUCAGAGACUGGGUUGAGAAUAUCUUCAGAUCCAACGGACAUGAUAAACUGGUGGAGCUCAACACUACGAUUGAGCGCGCCGUUAAACAGGCGGAAGAAUGGAACCUGACUCUUCGGAAAGAAGUCAGCGGGCGCAAUUAUUGGUGGAGAGAGAAAUUUGACGCUCUUGUUGUGGCCAGUGGUCAUUAUAACGUUCCAUGGUUUCCAGAAAUCAAGGGUUUGCUCGAGUGGGAUAAGACAUAUCCUGGCAGCCUGGUGCACAGCAAACAUUUCAAGGGCCCAAAGAAUUUCAAAGGCAAGAGGGUCCUCGUUGUCGGGGGAUCGGUCUCGUCUCAUGAGAUCAUCCACGAGAUCCUCGAUGUAGCUCAAGCACCAGUAUACGCGGCGGUCAGAGGCGAUCCCAUUCCCGCCUUUGGCUGGAUCCCUUUUGAGCAUCCGAGUAUAGAGGUAAGGAAGCAGAUAAGCCGCCUAGACGCGGGGACGGGACGGGUACACUUUGCCGAUGGAUCCCAUCUGGACAAGAUAGACCAUAUUGUCUUUGGGACAGGCUACACUUUCAGCUUCCCCUUUCUGCCGCAUGUUCAGCAGCGUAUAAGCAAAGCCUACCGACGACUUCCGGGUGUCUGGCAGCAUACAUGGGAUAUCGAGGAUCCAUCUUUGGCUUUUAUUGGCAUGCUUGGUGGGGGGUUCACCUUUCGUGCCUAUGAAUACCAGGCAGUGGCUGUUGCUAGACAUCUGGCUGGCCGGGCACGACAUUCUCUGCCGCCCAUUUCCGAGCAGUUGGAGUGGGAACGUGCUCGAGUUGCAGAAAAGAAGGGCGGUAAGGAUUACUACUCCAUUGCUCCUAACUAUAAGGAGUUUUUUGACUUCUUACGUGGUUUUGCUGGCGAUCCUGUCGAAGGCACAACGGGACGAAAGCUGGAACCAUUCGGGAAAGAAUGGCUCGGUCUGUGGAGUGGAAUGGUCAAUCACCGAAUCGGCGCUUGGACAAGAAAGAAGAAGAGGGCCGAGGAUCAAUUGGGUCUAGACAAUAUCAAAGCAAAGCUAUAG